AUGGCGCCUGCUGAACCCUUGACCGAUAAGCAUGCCGUAGGCGACCAGACUGAAGCUGAUGCGGUCUCCGUCAUUAGCGAUGAUGAAGACAUUGGAGACGACGCGCGGAAAGAUGUCCCGCUACCACCAGAAGUCAAACGCGGACCUGAAUAUGAGCCUUUCGAAACUCUUAAGCACAAAGCUUCACAGCUCAUCUUCGAUCUUUUUCCUGGUUACUGCGCCCGAGACGUAAAGAUCGAACGCAUGCAAGACGGAGAAAAGAAUCGCCUCCUCAGCGUCACGCUUUGCAAGAUCCCACCUAAAGCGCCAUGGUACACAACUCAGAGAAUUCUUGAAAUACUUCAGCCAUGUCUUACAGGUCGGCCGACACGUCAAAACAAGCGAAAGCGUCUUGUUCUUCGCAUACCACACAAUCCUGAUCAAUGCAUGCACCACCAAAGUGUCAUUUUAGCGUAUCUGGGCCUGAAACUCGAAAAUCCGGUCCCCAAGAUUGUCACCUUUGAUCCGACCGCACACAAUGCGCCUGGUAGAUCCUACAUGCUCCAAAAGCGGCUGCCUGGCCAACGCCUGGACGUCCUCUGGUCAAAGUUGAACCAAGCCCAACGACUUAGUGCCGUGCGAGCCAUCUCCACCAUCCUGCUAAAUGUAAGGAAGAUAAGGAACAAGUGCCCUGGUCCCAUCGGCAUCCGCAACACAACUUACGAUCUCAAACACGAUUUCGUCAGCACGGAGCCUGUACCCAUUCCCAGAAUCAAACAUACCACUGGCCAAGUGACCUUCAACGUCGCACGUUCAGAUCCGCAAAGCACGAAAGACUUCUUGCUCGAUCUAUGUGCUCGCCAGCGUGCAUAUUCGACUGCUGCGAAACAACCUGGUGGCAAAGAACUAUGGGUUAGGAUCGCCAAAGUGGUUGAGACAUUACAUGAGUCCGGCCUCAUCCCAGAUUCUUCACCGUUCCACUUCUACCAUGGCGACUUCCAUGCGCGCAAUCUUCUCGCCUCUGUCACUUCGGAGUCAGAAAUAGCGAUUACUGGAAUCGUAGGCUGGGAUUCCGCGCUAUUCGCGCCGGCUUUCAUGAGCACGCGCGCCCCGUUCUUCCUAUGGAGUGGCAAUAUGGGCAGCGAAGGCGAGGAAGGCGGUGCGUUGGUCGAACCGAAGGAGGCGGAUUUGUUGGAGGCUAAGCGCGCUUUUGAGGGUGUUGUGGGCGAGAGCUUCCUGAAGGAGGCGUACUCCCCAGCAUUGGUUCUCGCGCGCCGGUUGUGGCGUUUUCUGGUUAAUGGUUUCACGAAUGGUGCGGAUAUCUUUCUUGCGGAGGAGAUUGUGGACGAGUUCGAGAGUUCACAUUCAUCAGCGUAG
Alternaria metachromatica is the source of this 1356-nucleotide messenger RNA. RefSeq lists its product as uncharacterized. The transcript has a single exon. The record is from RefSeq and is a predicted model, not a curated record. Bases 1 to 1356 code for a protein of 451 amino acids. NCBI's taxonomy places the organism in Eukaryota, Fungi, Ascomycota, Dothideomycetes, Pleosporales, Pleosporaceae.